AUGGCUAUUCUGAAGCUGCUGAAACAUUUUGACUGGAACUGGGUUGGGAUCAUCGCAUCAGAAGAUGACAGCGGUGAUAAAGAACUCCAAGAGCUAAGUAAACUGCUCACAAGCCACGGAAUCUGCAUUGAAUUCAUCAUUAAAGUUUCUCUUUCACUUAUGCCAACUCACAAUACAUUGGCUCUUGUUGAAAAAUCAUCCACUCAGAUUGUAAUACUUUGUGGAUACAGAAAAGCCCCUGGCAGAGGAUAUCACACUUGCUGCUAUGAGUGUGUUCCAUGUUCAGAUGGAGAAAUAUCUGAAGAUAUCGAUAGUGAGAGUUGCCAGAAGUGUCCUGAUGAUCAAUGGCCAGAUAUGAGAAAAAUCAAGUGUAUUCCUAAAACAUACGACUUUCUGUCAUACGAAGAAGACAUUAUUGCUCAAUUAUUUACUUUUAUAUCAAUAUUCUUUUCAUGUAUAGUUUGCAUCAUAUUGGGAAUUUUUGUUUAUUUUAGAGAUUCCCCCAUUGUCAGAUCCAAUAAUCUGAACCUUAGCUUCCUUCUUCUUGUGUGCAUAAUGUUAAGCUUUCUCUGUGUGUUUUUGUUCCUUGGAUCCCCUGUGGAUAUAACCUGCAGGUUGCGUCAAACAACUUUUGGAAUCAUCUUCUCCAUAGCUGUGUCUUCUCUGUUGGCCAAGACCAUCAUGGUUUGCAUUGCCUUCAAAGCCAUAAAACCAGGCAGUCACUGGAGGAAAUGGUUGGGGAUAAAAGUACCUUACUCUGUAGUAGUGCUGUGCUCCUCAGUCCAGGUCUUGAUUAGUGCUGCUUGGAUGUCUGUUUCUCCACCGUUUCAAGAGUUUGACAUGCACACCUACCAAGGGGUUAUCAUUGUUCAGUGUAACGAAGGAUCUGUUUUUGCUUUCUAUUCUAUGUUGGGUUAUAUGGGAGCUCUAGCAUCGGUGAGUUUUGUUCUAGCGUAUAUGGCAAAGACGUUACCCGACAGUUUUAAUGAAGCCAAGUAUAUCACCUUCAGCAUGCUGGUGUUCUGUAGUGUUUGGAUCACAAUGAUCCCUGCUUAUCUGAGCAGCAAAGGGAAGGACACUGUGUCCGUGGAAAUAUUUGCCAUAUUAUCUUCAAGUGCUGGCAUUUUAAGCUGCCUAUUUUUCCCCAAAUGUUAUAUUCUGCUAAGAAAACCAGAGAUGAACACUAGAAGAGGCUUAUUAGAGAGAUCCCGUCCCUAA
Molecule: messenger RNA, 1218 nt
Organism: Spea bombifrons (plains spadefoot toad)
Lineage: Eukaryota; Metazoa; Chordata; Amphibia; Anura; Pelobatidae
Product: vomeronasal type-2 receptor 26-like
Exons: 3
Coding region: 1-1218 (405 amino acids)
Biological process (GO): G protein-coupled receptor signaling pathway
Cellular component (GO): membrane
Molecular function (GO): G protein-coupled receptor activity
Source: RefSeq, a predicted model, not a curated record